This is a messenger RNA of Puccinia graminis f. sp. tritici CRL 75-36-700-3, 2367 nucleotides long. Its product is annotated as DNA ligase 1. The transcript is spliced from 8 exons. Gene Ontology annotation, cellular component: mitochondrion; nucleus. The coding region runs from base 1 to 2367 and encodes 788 amino acids. The record is from RefSeq and is a predicted model, not a curated record. Gene Ontology annotation, molecular function: DNA ligase (ATP) activity; DNA binding; ATP binding. Gene Ontology annotation, biological process: DNA repair; DNA biosynthetic process; lagging strand elongation. Lineage: Eukaryota; Fungi; Basidiomycota; Pucciniomycetes; Pucciniales; Pucciniaceae.
AUGGGCGCUCCCGCAAGCUCAUCCUCCAACUCGAAUGGUCCGACCAAACAAGCCACCUUGAAUAAAUUCUUCUCCAAACCUGCUGGCCAUAAACCUGCUCUCGUCCAGGCAACCGUCAACAGUCUCUUCAAUAAACAGAAUCGUAAAAAAUCUGAAGAAAAAGAAGAAGAUACAGGCCAGGGACAUGUCAGUCGUGAUCUGAAACGAGCACCAUCCAUCGAUGUAGAGGAACACGAGAAUCCAGCGAGGAGUUCGAAGCGCGCCAAAUCAAAUCAAACUAAAAAGGCGGAAGAGAAUGAUGAUGAUAAAGACGCGAUUAAAGCAACUGAAGAGCCUAGGGAGGAACCGAAACCAACCAAGAAAAUCUCCAAGAAACAAUCAAAAACGAAAGUUGAAGAAGCAGAAGAGUUAAACGAGCUGAAAGUCUCGAACGAACCUAUCCAGAAAAAAGAAACACCGGUGAUCCAACAGGAGGAGCACACUGACGAGGACGAGGAAGCUGAAGAGUUAGCGAUUCUAGAUUGUGGAGAUGACAUGAAUCAGCAGGAGGGUGGUGUGAGCUGGGAGAAGGGGAAGCCGAUCCCAUAUUCCAGUCUAGCCUAUACAUUCAACCUGAUUGACGGGACGACAAAGCGACUCGAAAUCACCAAAUAUCUGACCCAAUACCUGAUCCAAGUGAUCAGUCGGACGCCCGAUGAACUGCUCAAAGUGAUCUACCUUUGCAUCAACCGACUGUGUCCCGACUACGAGGGAAUCGAACUGGGUAUUGGCGAGUCUCUACUCAUCAAAGCUAUCGGAUCCUUCCAUGGCGUCGCGCAGAUAGUCGAUCACUCAAAAGACUAUUCUCAAGCGAAAAAAGUCGGGAUCAUUACAAAAUUGCUGGCGUCUUGUCAAGGCGAAGAGGCCAAAUUUAUCAUCAGAUCCUUAGAGGGUAAACUACGAAUCGGACUGGCUGAACGGACAGUCCUAGUGGCUCUUGCCAAUGCUGCCGUAAGAACUGGUGUUGGUAACAAGUCGAACUCGAAGCGUAAAAGCUCAUCGGAGGAUUUGGCGAAGGAUAUCCUGGAGGGAACGGAGAUCGUCAAAGCAGUCUUCUCCGAGAUCCCUUCCUACGAUCUUGUGAUCCCAGCCCUACUUCAAGGAGGUAUCAAAGGACUCAGAGAAAAUUGUAAAUUGACUCCCGGGGUGCCGUUGAAGCCUAUGUUGGCGAAACCUACUAAGGCUAUCUCGGAGGUCUUGGAUCGGUUCGAGGGCCACAAAUUCACCUGUGAAUAUAAAUAUGAUGGUGAAAGAGCUCAGAUACAUUUUUUGAGUGAUGGAUCGAUUAGUAUCUUUAGUAGAAAUUCGGAAAAUAUGAGUGUGAAAUAUCCGGACAUGGUAGACCAAUUACCGAGAGCGAUCAAGAAAGACGUAACGCGGAAUUUUGUGUUAGAUGCAGAAGCGGUAGCAUGGGACCGAAGCACCAAGAAGAUCCUACCGUUCCAAGAGCUAAGCAAGCGGAAGAGGAAAGAUGUGAAAGCGGAGGAGAUCACGAUCCAAGUGCACAUCUUUGCAUUCGACUUGCUCUACUUGAACGAUCAGCCGUUGAUCAAUACGGAUUUUAGUCACCGGAGGAGCCUGUUGAAGGAGCAUUUCAAUCAGAUCGAGGGCGAAUUCAGUUUCGCCACUGCGGUCGAUGUCGAUAAUGUCGAGGAGAUUCAGACCUUCCUCGAACAGAGCGUCAAGGCUGGCUGUGAAGGCUUGAUGGUCAAAAUGUUGGACGGCCAGAGCGCGCAUUAUGAACCUAGUAGAAGAAGUAUGAAUUGGCUUAAAGUUAAGAAAGAUUAUCUAGCAGGGAUAGGCGAUUCAUUAGACCUAGUAGUAGUAGGAGCCUACCAUGGGAAAGGAAAACGGACGGCAGUCUAUGGGGCCUUUUUACUGGCCUGUUAUGAUCCGGAGACGGAGAGUUACCAGACGAUCUGCAAAUUGGGCACCGGGUUCAGCGAGGAAGUGCUCGACUGUUUGCAUACCAAAUUGCACCCCUUAGAGCUGACCGUCAAGAAGAAUUACUAUGAUGUCGGCGAGUCCAAGCCUGAUGUUUGGUUCGAACCUAAGCUCGUCUGGGAGGUCUUGGCCGCCGAUCUAAGUCUCAGUCCCGUCUAUAGUGCCGCUAAAGGUUUGUGCGGUGAUGGGACUCGAGGAGUUUCUCUAAGAUUCCCUCGAUACAUUAAAGAAAGAGACGACAAGAAUGGCGAAGAUGCCACAUCAUCCGAACAGGUUGCUGAGAUGUAUAAGAAACAGGCCUCGACUGUGGAUCAGGCCGGAGCUCGGAAUAAGAAAAAGAAAGGUAAAGCUGGGCAGGACGAUAUCGAGGAUGAUUUUUGGUGA